UUGGGGCGCCGCGGCGGGGAGGGUGGCGGCCGCUGGUGCGCGCGGGGCGCUGUGUGUGCGCGCUCCCCCGCUCGGGGAGGAAGAUGGCCCAAAAGGGAAAGUUGGGGUGACGCGCGCGGUCCCCGGAGGCUCGGCGGGGGGCACCGCGGCCAGCCCGACGGAGCGGCGGACACACAGGCCGGGGGGCGCGCAGUCCGGGCGCCGCCGCGGCCGCCCCCUCACUGCAGGUGGCAGCGGGUGCGCUGGGUCCCGGCGGCCGCGGGCGCGGGCGGGCGCGCGGGGGAGCCCGGCCGAGGGAUGGGCUGCGCCCCCAGCAUCCAUGUCUCGCAGAGCGGCGUGAUCUACUGCCGGGACUCGGACGAGUCCAGCUCGCCCCGCCAGACCACCAGCGUGUCGCAGGGCCCGGCGGCACCCCUGCCCGGCCUCUUCGUCCAGACCGACGCCGCCGACGCCAUCCCCCCGAGCCGCGCGUCGGGACCCCCCAGCGCAGCCCGCGUCCGCAGGGCCCGCACCGAGCUGGGCAGCGGUAGCAGCGCGGGUUCCGCAGCCCCCGCCGCGACCACCAGCAGGGGCCGGAGGCGCCACUGCUGCAGCAGCGCCGAGGCCGAGACUCAGACCUGCUACACCAGCGUGAAGCAGGUGUCUUCUGCGGAGGUGCGCAUCGGGCCCAUGAGACUGACGCAGGACCCUAUUCAGGUUUUGCUGAUCUUUGCAAAGGAAGAUAGUCAGAGCGAUGGCUUCUGGUGGGCCUGCGACAGAGCUGGUUAUAGAUGCAAUAUUGCUCGGACUCCAGAGUCAGCCCUUGAAUGCUUUCUUGAUAAGCAUCAUGAAAUUAUUGUAAUUGAUCAUAGACAAACUCAGAACUUCGAUGCAGAAGCGGUGUGCAGGUCGAUCCGGGCCACAAAUCCCUCCGAGCACACGGUGAUCCUCGCAGUGGUUUCGCCAGUAUCGGAUGACCAUGAAGAGGCGUCAGUCCUUCCUCUUCUCCACGCAGGCUUCAACAGGAGAUUUAUGGAGAAUAGCAGCAUAAUUGCUUGCUAUAACGAACUGAUUCAAAUAGAACAUGGGGAAGUUCGCUCCCAGUUCAAAUUACGGGCCUGUAAUUCAGUGUUUACAGCAUUAGAUCACUGUCAUGAAGCCAUAGAAAUAACAAGCGAUGACCACGUGAUUCAGUAUGUCAACCCAGCCUUCGAAAGGAUGAUGGGCUACCACAAAGGUGAGCUCCUGGGAAAAGAACUCGCUGAUCUGCCCAAAAGCGAUAAGAACCGGGCAGACCUUCUCGACACCAUCAAUACAUGCAUCAAGAAGGGAAAGGAGUGGCAGGGGGUUUACUAUGCCAGACGGAAAUCCGGGGACAGCAUCCAACAGCACGUGAAGAUCACCCCAGUGAUUGGCCAAGGAGGGAAAAUUAGGCAUUUUGUCUCACUCAAGAAACUGUGUUGUACCACUGACAAUAAUAAGCAGAUUCACAAGAUUCAUCGUGAUUCAGGAGACAAUUCUCAGACAGAGCCUCAUUCAUUCAGAUAUAAGAACAGGAGGAAAGAGUCCAUUGACGUGAAAUCGAUAUCAUCUCGAGGCAGUGAUGCACCAAGCCUGCAGAAUCGUCGCUAUCCGUCCAUGGCGAGGAUCCACUCCAUGACCAUCGAGGCUCCCAUCACAAAGGUUAUAAAUAUAAUCAAUGCAGCCCAAGAAAACAGCCCAGUCACAGUAGCGGAAGCCUUGGACAGAGUUCUAGAGAUUUUACGGACCACAGAACUGUACUCCCCUCAGCUGGGUACCAAAGAUGAAGAUCCCCACACCAGUGAUCUUGUUGGAGGCCUGAUGACUGACGGCUUGAGAAGACUGUCAGGAAAUGAGUAUGUGUUUACUAAGAAUGUGCACCAGAGUCACAGUCACCUUGCAAUGCCAAUAACCAUCAAUGAUGUUCCCCCUUGUAUCUCUCAAUUACUUGAUAAUGAGGAGAGUUGGGACUUCAACAUCUUUGAAUUGGAAGCCAUUACACAUAAAAGGCCAUUGGUUUACCUGGGCUUAAAGGUCUUCUCUCGAUUUGGAGUAUGUGAAUUUUUAAACUGUUCUGAAACCACUCUUCGGGCCUGGUUCCAAGUGAUCGAAGCCAACUACCACUCUUCCAAUGCCUACCACAACUCCACCCAUGCUGCCGACGUCCUGCACGCCACCGCUUUCUUUCUUGGAAAGGAAAGAGUAAAGGGAAGCCUCGAUCAGCUGGAUGAGGUGGCAGCCCUCAUUGCUGCCACAGUCCAUGACGUGGAUCACCCGGGAAGGACCAACUCUUUCCUCUGCAAUGCAGGCAGUGAGCUUGCUGUGCUCUACAAUGACACUGCUGUUCUGGAGAGUCACCACACCGCCCUGGCCUUCCAGCUCACGGUCAAGGACACCAAAUGCAACAUUUUCAAGAAUAUUGACAGGAACCAUUAUCGAACGCUGCGCCAGGCUAUUAUUGACAUGGUUUUGGCAACAGAGAUGACAAAACACUUUGAACAUGUGAAUAAGUUUGUGAACAGCAUCAACAAGCCAAUGGCAGCUGAGAUUGAAGGCAGCGACUGUGAAUGCAACCCUGCUGGGAAGAACUUCCCUGAAAACCAAAUCCUGAUCAAACGCAUGAUGAUUAAGUGUGCUGACGUGGCCAACCCAUGCCGCCCCUUGGACCUGUGCAUUGAAUGGGCUGGGAGGAUCUCUGAGGAGUAUUUUGCACAGACCGAUGAAGAGAAGAGACAGGGACUACCUGUGGUGAUGCCAGUGUUUGACCGGAAUACCUGUAGCAUCCCCAAGUCUCAGAUCUCUUUCAUUGACUACUUCAUAACAGACAUGUUUGAUGCUUGGGAUGCCUUUGCACAUCUGCCAGCCCUGAUGCAACAUUUGGCUGACAACUACAAACACUGGAAGACACUAGAUGACCUAAAGUGCAAAAGUUUGAGGCUUCCAUCUGACAGCUAAAGCCAAGCCACAGAGGGGGCCUCUUGACCGACAAAGGACACUGAAUCACAGUAGCGUAAACAAGAGGCCUUCCUUUCUAAUGACAAUGACAGGUAUUGGUGAAGGAGCUAAUGUUUAAUAUUUGACCUUGAAUCAUUCAAGUCCCCAAAUUUCAUUCUUAGUUAAGUUCCAUGAAGAAAAAUAUAUGUUCUUUUGAAUACUUAAUGACAGAACAAAUACUUGGCAAACUCCUUUGCUCUGCUAUCAUCCUGUGUACCCUUGUCAAUCCAUGGAGCUGGUUCACUGUAACUAGCAGGCCACAGGAAGCAAAGCCUUGGUGCCUGUGAGCUCAUCUCCCAGGAUGGUGACUAAAUAGCUUAGCUAGUGAUCGGCUCAUCCUUUACCAUAAAAGUCAUCAUUGAUGUUUAGCUUGACUGUUUUCCUCAAGAACAUCGAUCUGAAGGAUUCAUAAGGAGCUUAUCUGAACAGAUUUAUCUAAGAAAAAAAAAAAAAAACGACAUAAAAUAAGCGAAACAACUAGGACCAAAUUACAGAUAAACUAGUUAGCUUCACAGCCUCUAUGGCUACAUGGUUCUUCUGGCCGAUGGUAUGACACCUAAGUUAGAACACAGCCUUGGCUGGUGGGUGCCCUCUCUAGACUGGUAUCAGCAGCCUGUGUAACCCCUUUCCUGUAAAAGGGGUUCAUCUUAAAGUCAUCCAUGAUGAGGGAAAAAGUGGCAUUUCAUUUUUGGGGAAUCCAUGAGCUUCCUUUAUUUCUGGCUCACAGAGGCAGCCACGAGGCACUACACCAAGUAUUAUAUAAAAGCCAUUAAAUUUGAAUGCCCUUGGACAAGCUUUUCUUAAAAAAAAAAAAAAAGUUUAUAUACAUGUUUAAAAUUUUUAUUAAAAUCCAAAUUUUCUGGGUGUAAGCCCAUGCAGUAUGUUGUUCCAUGCACCGUCUAUACGUAAUAUUUUGGGAGGGGAUAGGGGAAGUUUCAAGGUUCAGAUAUUUUUAACCAAUCUAUAUUUGAAAUCAUGCCAUUAGCUUUAACAAUGUUAAAAUUGUGCGGUGUAAAUGUAUCAGAAAAUAGGCAUAUGGGGAGGCAGUAAAUACUAUUUUAAGCUAUUAAUUGUAUGCUAAAAGCUUCUAAAGCACAAGUGCAUAUUUUUAUACUGCUCUUUUCACAACUCCCUGUGAUCUACAUAAAGUCAGACUCGAGAUUUUCCUUUCUCUUUUACCAGCCAAUCCUUCCUAUGUAUUAUAAAUAUUAGACUCCGUAAACAAACUUCAUUUUUCUUUCUCUGUACUUCAUGCUGCAUUUUUAAAAGGUAUAAACAGAGACUGAAUUAAUUGAAUCAGUAAUUACUUUUUUCCAAUACAAAUUGGAAUGCAGAAUACUUGGAACUUGUACAUGGGGAAAAAAUGACUUAUCACUACAUAAUGUGCCAAUGUUUUUUUCUAUGUUUUGUACCAAAAAUGGAAAAAUAUGACAAUUCCAUGCAAAGAAAUGUAUCUAAAUUAUUUUUGUUAGAUGAUAAGAGAACUUGCUUGGUCAGGACAGCAGCCAGCUUUGUAUUGUAAUGCUAUAUUAUGUAAAUGUGAUGAAAAUGUUUUUGUGAAGUACUUGUAACUAAAUUCCUACAGCCAUUUUUCAUUCCCAA
Pan troglodytes (chimpanzee) is the source of this 4596-nucleotide messenger RNA. RefSeq names its product phosphodiesterase 8B (gene PDE8B). NCBI's taxonomy places the organism in Eukaryota, Metazoa, Chordata, Mammalia, Primates, Hominidae. Bases 298 to 2955 code for a protein of 885 amino acids. The record is from RefSeq and is a predicted model, not a curated record. Gene Ontology annotation, biological process: signal transduction. Gene Ontology annotation, molecular function: 3',5'-cyclic-nucleotide phosphodiesterase activity. The transcript is spliced from 22 exons.